This is a messenger RNA of Myxocyprinus asiaticus (Chinese sucker), 1748 nucleotides long. Its product is annotated as transmembrane protein 169-like. NCBI's taxonomy places the organism in Eukaryota, Metazoa, Chordata, Actinopteri, Cypriniformes, Catostomidae. The record is from RefSeq and is a predicted model, not a curated record. Bases 218 to 1099 code for a protein of 293 amino acids. The transcript has 3 exons.
CUUGCGUUCAUUGUGACCCACCAGGGCGUCUACAUGGCGGCUGUGGUUGAGACUUUAAAUACAACUAAACAUUUCAUCCAAGAGGUGACACACGACCGUUCUUUCACGCGCGUGCAUCUGAAAGGGUUAACAUGUUUGGAGCCAAAAGCUUUUUCUAGUCUCUUAAGUUGUAGCUCUUCUUGAAGCUUGCGAGAUAUUGACAGUCAUCAACAGGAGGAUGGAGCAGGUGGAGCAGAUCCAACCCGAAAGCCCCCAGCUAGAGUCUAUAAGAUCAGAUGUACACGAGGGUCAGUUCGAUGAAGGAAGUACCGGUACAAGCACUCGACGGAAGAGAAGAAAGAGAGAAGCCAGGCCAGAGUCCAUUAUUGUGUACCGCUCUGAUACAGAGAGAGCAGCUGGAGAAGAACAUGGAGGAGAUAUUGAGGGUUCAGAGAGGACCACUGAAGAAGGGGCUACUUUUCUGAACAACACUACUGGUGAAGGUUGGAGUCUACCACCAGACAGCCGCUAUGUGACACUAACAGGAACCAUCACACGUGGCAGGAAGAAAGGUCAGAUGGUGGACAUUCACGUCACCCUUACAGAGAAAGAGCUGCGCGAGAUGGCAAGAUCCAAAGAGCGUCUGGGCGCUGAACGCGAAGACGGAGAGGGAUCGAGCCACUCGUGCGCUCUCGGGAUUUCUCGAGGUCCCCACAUUGUCCUGUGGAGUCUCUUUUGUGCUCCCGUAGUCUUCGUUUUGUCCUUCAUCACCUCGUUCUACUAUGGAACUCUCACGUGGUAUAACAUUUUCCUGGUUUACAACGAAGAACGGACGUUUUGCCAUAAAAUAACAAUUUGCCCCUUUCUCAUCAUCUUCUACCCUGUGCUCAUCGUAGCUCUAUCGCUGUCGUUGGGACUGUAUUCGGCCAUUGUGCAGGUGUCUUGGGCGUUCAGUGAAUGGUGGCUAUCCGUCAGGGACCUGGAGAAGGGCUUUUGUGGAUGGGCUUGUGGGAAACUCGGAUUGGAAGACUGCUCGCCUUACAGCGUGGUAGAGCUGCUGGACUCGGACACGAUCUCUGGGAGUUUGCAGGGAAAGAGUUUACAAACUUCCUCAGUGUAAGUUUUGGAACAAAGCCACAAUGUUUGUUUUUUGAGGCUUUUUACAGGCUUUUUGUUAAAUAUCGUAUUAGUCCAAAAUCAAAAGCUUAUAACUGUGUUCUAACCAGGCGAACCAAGUUUCCAGGCGUGACGACACACGAUUGCAGCCUAUCAGAACAUCUUUUAUCUUUAAUAUACAGCUAUGUGGAGUGGGAUUUGGGACCAAUGAGAUUUCAUAGAGGGCAAAAAGCUGUUUUGGUUCCAGAAGUAUUUUUCCCAUCCAUUUAUUCCAUAGGAAUAUGACAUCACAUUUGGUUUGGACUCUGUUUAUGACAAAGACUAAACAAUUGUUUGCUUAUUUUGUCUGUUUCUUACCAACAAAGUCCUUUUUUGCUACCUAUUUUUAUCAUAUGUUAUAUGACACAAUGUUUUCCUUUCAUGGUGUGUUUCUUAUUAUAUAUUCAUCUUUUUAACAUAUUUACAAUAUUUAUUGUAUUAUAUUUAUUUUAACAGUUUGCAUGUGUGUGUUUUUUAGGAAGGAGAUAAGAAAUCAUUUCUCUAAAUCUGAGGGGUUAAAGAAAGAGCAGAUAAACUGUAAAUGCUUUAAUAUCCUUCUCAAAAAUUAAGCCAUAUAUAUUGAUAUGCAAAUAAACAGUGAAACUUUGUGAGAA